AUCGGGCAGUUAACCGAAAUGUUGUGGCCCAAGUUAGUCUGUUUCGUCGUGGUCAGCUUCGCUCUUUGCCAACCUUAUCAGGCUUUGCCAAUCUACCAGGAGACUCUUUCUGCAUGUCCAGUCAACUUUACCCGCCUGGCGGACAAAUGCCUUCUCGUAGAUACUUCCUGGCUAAACUGGUACGAAGCGGAUCGCCAUUGUCAUUCCAUCAACGCCGGACUGCUGAGCAUCGAGAACGAAACCGAUUUGAAGGCCAUCAAUGACUGGCUGCCAGUGGUGGCACCUAACCUACUGGAAUUCUGGACUUCUGGCAACAAAUUGAAUCAUCCCUCCAAGAAAUUGGAUUACUUCUGGCAGAGCACAGGAGAUAAAGCUCUCUAUCUUCCCUGGGCGGACGGUGAGCCCACUUCUGACCGCGGGGAUUGCCUGGCAUUGUAUGCCAAUUACAUCGUGUCUUUGGGGGAACUGGUCAUGGAAGAUCACCGGCUGAACGUAAAGGAUUGCACCCAGUGGGCUCCCCACAUCUGCCAGACCGAGCCGGUCCAGUUCCAGACCCACUUGUGCCUCAACCCUGAUGCCUUCCACGAGGUUCAAGUACCAGUGUGGAGCUAACUCUUCAAUGAUUCAUAAAAAAGUAGCUCAAUAAAGCCUAACUACCUUAUAUAUUACAAUUUUAUCAGAAUAUCAGAAGCUUUUCGCCAAUA
Molecule: messenger RNA, 704 nt
Organism: Drosophila ananassae
Lineage: Eukaryota; Metazoa; Arthropoda; Insecta; Diptera; Drosophilidae
Product: lithostathine-2-like
Exons: 1
Coding region: 19-612 (197 amino acids)
Source: RefSeq, a predicted model, not a curated record